AUCAAACAUGCUUAAUUAAAUCAUUUGUAGGUCUGGUUUAGCAACCGCCGUGCUAGAUGGAGGAAGCAGGCAGGAGCCAACCAACUGAUGGCUUUUAACCACCUGAUCCCAGGAGGGUUUCCACCCAGCGCCAUGCCGACUCUGCCGACUUACCAGCUCUCUGAGCCGUCCUAUCAGCCCACCUCCAUACCGCAAGCCGUGUCUGAUCCAAGCAGUACAGUCCAUAGACCUCAGCCUCUCCCUCCAAGCACUGUACACCAAAGCAGCCUCCCUUCGAACCCAGAGAGCAGCUCUGCCUAUUGCCUACCCAGCACCAGGCAUGGAUUUUCCAGCUAUACAGACAGCUUUGUGCCUCCGUCCGGGCCCUCAAAUCCCAUGAACCCUGCCAUUGGCAAUGGCCUUUCACCUCAGGUAAUGGGACUCUUGACUAACCAUGGUGGUGUGCCUCACCAGCCCCAAACUGAUUAUGCCCUGUCCCCUUUGACUGGAGGUCUGGAACCCACCACCACUGUCUCAGCCAGCUGCAGUCAGCGGCUAGAUCACAUGAAGAGUUUAGACAGCCUGCCUACAUCCCAGUCCUACUGCCCACCAACCUACAGCACCACCGGCUACAGCAUGGACCCUGUCACAGGCUACCAGUAUGGGCAAUAUGGACAAAGUGCCUUUCAUUAUCUGAAGCCAGAUAUUGCAUAAAUGAACUGUCCACUUCAAGUUAAAGCUGGUGUUGUUUUCCGGUCUCGCUCCAGAGCUUGGAUACCAGGGAUCUUCUCAACACACUGCAAUCUAAACUGGGGCAAUCCUAGAGAGAAGUAGGCUUGUUCUGUUCUCUCCAGUCAUAGCUUUUAGUAGACUUUUGAAGACUGAACAAAGCUAUACAGAAGACAAAGGCCAAAAGCAAUAAUGAAUAAAUAAAUGCGACAUAGUUCAUUAUGAGUGGGUUACAAAACAGAACAGAAUUUAAUAUUGCUGCCUGGCAAAACAUUCCGUUUUUUUGUUGAAAUUAAUGUGCAUUGAUUUGGACAAAUGGAACAUUUUAAAAUUUAGCAGUUGAGCUCUGCAUACUCUGACUCAUCUGGCAUCCAGUGCUGACUUCAGUCUAACUUCAGUUAAACUUCAGUUAAAGCUGCCCAGUUUCUGAAGCAUGGGCAGCAGAACCUCUUUCGUUACACACUGGAAAUUGUCAACAAGAGGAAAUGUCACAGUCCUUAGGAAACUAGGAUAAAUGCAAAAGACUUCCAGAGCAAUUUACUGGUAAUCUUACUAUGCUUCUGUAAUCAUGUCAAUAAAUGUCACAAGUUUUGCUUUACCAAGAGACAAGAUCUCAUGUAACAUGGAAAAUACAUUUUAUCUUUUUAUGUGGAGUUUUCCUGGUCCAUUGUACCUUUUUGAAGAAACACGGAGGAAAAGAAUCGACGUGACUGAUUUUUUCACAACUGCCUAGCAAUGUGCAAUACUGUGUACCUCACACAAACUUUGGAAUCAUCCAAAGUCAUAUAGAUAGAAUCAGAACUAUAUUUUUGCAGGUACUUUUAUUUUUGCAGUGCAUAAUUCCUAAUGAUCAAAUACAGAAAUGUCGCAGUGUGCUGGACAGCUAAAAUCCAGCUUGCUAAUCAUGAUUUAAAGGUCAUUUUCAGGAAACAGUAAGAAAAAAUGAUUACGUUUACAUUUUUUAGUGAUGUACAGGACAUGAACAGAGAUGGACCUGUAUAUAACACAGUUGUUUAAAUUAUACAGUGAUAUCCAACAUAGAAAUUAAUUAUAGGAACCAAGGUUUACAAGAAGUUUGCAUUGUGACAUUUUAGAAUGUCAAUAAAUUUGUGUUUUGUGAUGUUGAGAGGAACAGGAAGAUGGAAGGCGGUGUUAUUUAUUUCUCUCUAUUCUUUGAACAAAGAGAGAGGCAGAACACAAAUACAUUCCUUUUAGUGUUAAGGACAAUGAAGUAGUGCAUUAGACUAGAUUCAGUACAGAGGUUAGUUCGCACAUUGGUCUUAAGGGAGAGGGAAAAAUGAAAUCUUUGUGUUGCAGCCUCUACCAACAACAUGUUGUAAAAAAAAAAAAAAAAAAA
Meleagris gallopavo (turkey) is the source of this 2065-nucleotide messenger RNA. NCBI's taxonomy places the organism in Eukaryota, Metazoa, Chordata, Aves, Galliformes, Phasianidae. The record is from RefSeq and is a predicted model, not a curated record.